CCCCUCGCCAUCGCCAUUUCCAUGCCCAUCGUGACGGUGAUCUACAUUCUGACAAACGUGGCCUAUUACACCAUCCUCCCCAUCAACGCCAUCCUGGACAGCGACGCCGUGGCUGUGACGUUCGCAGACCAGGUGUUUGGCGUGAUGAACUGGACCAUCCCUCUGGCCGUGGCUCUGUCCUGCUUCGGCGGGCUCAACGCCUCCAUCGUUGCGGCCUCCAGGCUGUUCUUCGUGGGAUCCAGGGAGGGUCACCUGCCCGACUUCCUGUGCAUGAUCCACAUCAGCCGCUACACUCCCAUCCCUGCGCUGCUCUUCAACGGCUUCAUGGCUCUCAUUUAUCUGUGCGUGGAGGACGUCUUCAGGCUCAUCAACUACUACAGCUUCAGCUACUGGUUCUUCGUCGGUCUGUCCAUUCUGGGACAGCUUUACCUGCGCUGGAAGGAGCCAGACAGAGUCCGACCUCUGAAGCUCAGUCUGGUCUACCCCAUCAUCUUCUGCAUCCUCACCGUCUUCCUGGUGGUGGUGCCUCUCUACAGCGACACCAUCAACUCCCUGAUCGGGAUCGUCAUCGCCCUGUCAGGAGUGCCCGUUUACUUCCUCUGCUGCUACAUUCCGGCCUAUAAGAGGCCGAUGUGGCUGCGAAAGUUUAUUGCUAAAAGUGGCGUCCUCAUCCAGAAGGUGUGCUUCUCAGUCCUGACAGAGAUGGACGUGAAGUCAGACUAGUUUGAUCUCAACAUCCUGCCGGAAGAGGCUCAUUCAUUCGUGACUCAGCCGUCUGAAGGCCUCUUUGGGACCGACAUGGACUGAGCUGGACCUGGAUCCACCCAGUAACCGUGGACGCGCAGACAAUCGGCUUUGGGGAUUUUAACAUUUCACCAACACUCCUGAAGGAGACGCCUUUCUCUGUGGACUUGUGCCUGUUCAUAUAGAAUUAUUUAAUUGAGAUUUAAAGUAUUUUUUGUGAAACCGACAUGAAAAACCCUGAAGCACUGCUGACCGGCCUUGAAAUUGCCUAUUCUAUUCUAUUUGUUUGCACAAAGCGAUAAAAGACUUUAGAUUCAAAUAUCACGUCCACUCGUUUGUACAAGAGUUUGUAAAAUGUUUUUUACUGGGAUCUGUUUGAUCUGGUGAAGUAAAGGGCUAUUUUCACAAAUAAAAAGAAUUCUUUUGUUG
Molecule: messenger RNA, 1173 nt
Organism: Oryzias melastigma (Indian medaka)
Lineage: Eukaryota; Metazoa; Chordata; Actinopteri; Beloniformes; Adrianichthyidae
Product: Y+L amino acid transporter 2
Biological process (GO): amino acid transmembrane transport
Cellular component (GO): membrane
Molecular function (GO): basic amino acid transmembrane transporter activity; L-amino acid transmembrane transporter activity
Source: RefSeq, a predicted model, not a curated record